This is a messenger RNA of Parasteatoda tepidariorum (common house spider), 1351 nucleotides long. RefSeq lists its product as uncharacterized. The record is from RefSeq and is a predicted model, not a curated record. Gene Ontology annotation, cellular component: membrane. NCBI's taxonomy places the organism in Eukaryota, Metazoa, Arthropoda, Arachnida, Araneae, Theridiidae.
GAAAGUAAAAUUAAUUGGAAAGAAUAUGGAUGGUUUGCUUUGAAAACUGCUGGGGCGUCAGCAGCAGUUAUUGGUGGAACCGCUGUAGUCGUUCCAGCACUUGGUUUUACUGCUGGUGGUGUUGCUGCAGGCUCUGUAGCUGCCUGGAUCCAGAGCACCUUCCUUGGAGGAACUAUAGCAUCAGGAGGCAUCUUUGCUGGAAUGCAAAGCAUAGGAGCUGCUGGUCUAGCAGCCAGCACUAAAGCAGCUAUAGGUGCCGCAAGUGCAGUGGUUGCUGGAGUAACUAAAAACGACUCUCCUGUUGACACGGAUAGUUCUGAAAAAUCAAAUGAUUCUGAGAAAUGAAAUGAUUUUAAGCAGAAUUAAUAUUCUGAUGAAAUAAACAAAUGAAUGAAAAUGAAAGCAAUAAUGACAAUAAUUCAAUAAUAAUGCAAAACGAAGAUAAAUUUCGAUCAAAGAUUAAUCUGGCUGAUGAACUCAAACAACGGAAAUUUUAGUAUAGUUAAACUAUUUGUGUGUUGUUAGUCUUUUGAAGAAAGCUGUAGCAAAUUAAAAGCAUGAAUGCGUAUUUUAAUUGAAUAUUUUUUUCAUGAAAAUCAACAAGUGUAUAAUUAAUGUAAGAUUAAAUUUUACAAAGAAAAUAUUAUUUCAUUUAUUUAAAAAAAAAUAUGUAUAUUCAAUUUCAGAAUUCCAACAUAAAACUCAUCAUAUGAACAAUUUAUAGAUUAUUGAAUAUAAAAAGAAACCUAUAGUAUGCUAAAAAUAUUCACAAUUAUUCAUCAAUUUGAGAAUAAAUAUUAAAGUAAAUCGCACGGUAUGAAAUGUUACUGUAAAAAUAGAUUUUACGGUGAAAUAGAUUUUACGGAUGCUGCACUCAGGCAGCCAGCACUUUUGCUCUCGAAUGUUUUGCAAUGUACGUGUACAAUGUGUUAUACUUUUCUAAAGAAACUUCUUAUACAUUAAAAAUAUUCAUCAUUAUUCAUUUUGACAAGCUUAACAUGAAACCGCUAAUGCAAAAACGGUUGUAGUAAAUUUGAUCAUAUUAGUGUUGAAACUAUUAGUAGGUUAUAAGUAGAAAGAUGGCUAAUGUAUUUUAUGCUUCAAAAACCAUCAAACAUCACUAUGGGUUGAAGUAAAUUUAUUAUUUAUUUAUGAUUUAAGCGAAAGAGUUUAAGAAUUCAUUAACACGUUAAUAUUCUCAUGUAAAUAGAUUGUUAGGUGGUAAAAGUGAAUUAGAUAUGUAUUUUAUUCCAGUUUUGUCUUUCGAACGCAUAAGGAAGGUGUUAUUUACUGGUUAAAGUGCCCUGUAUUAUCGUAAAUUCAUUAAUAAAAUAAUUUUGUUGUUUGUUUA